CAUAGCAACCCUGCCAUGGAGGCCACGCCGCCGCCGCCGCCGCCGCCCAGAGGCAAGGAGCCCCUCGGGAAGGAGCUCAGAGGUCCUGAAGUUUAUAAAAUAUCAAUGAUAUUUCCAAAUCAAGAUAAAUAUGAUGGUGAUUGUACAAGAACAGCUGAGGGAGCUCUUGAGAGGAACGGAUAUGGAAUUCAUACCACUCCAGAUGGAAUAAUUUACCAAGGAAGCUGGAAGAAUGAUAAGAUGAGUGGUUUAGGAAGGCUAGAACAUCCUUCUGGCGCAGUAUAUGAAGGAGAAUUUAAGAACAACAUGUUGCAUGGAGUAGGAACCUACAUAUUUCCCAAUGGAUCCAAGUACACUGGACAGUUCAAUGAAAACAAGCUGGAAGGGAAGGGAGAAUUUACAGACACACAGGGCCUGGAAUGGGAUGGCACAUUUCACUACACAGCAGCAGCAGGGCUGAAGCUAAAGCUGGAAAUGUAGGAUAUUUUAUGCUGGAAAUUAAGGCUACCAAGAUUGGUAGCUUCCAUAUUGAGGCAUUGAAAAAAGGAGAGCUUGGAAAAUAAAGUAGAAUGUAACUGAAUCGACAAAUGUGAAAUAAACUAAGUUUGUGGUGCAGA
Molecule: messenger RNA, 617 nt
Organism: Anolis carolinensis (green anole)
Lineage: Eukaryota; Metazoa; Chordata; Lepidosauria; Squamata; Anolidae
Gene: morn2
Product: MORN repeat containing 2
Exons: 5
Coding region: 16-480 (154 amino acids)
Source: RefSeq, a predicted model, not a curated record